CACACUGAUACUCUUUCUUUCUUUCUUUCUUUCUCUUCCUUUUUUUCCGAGACCAAAUGGGUAAUUGUUUAUCUCGAUGGUUUAAACGUAUAGUUAGUUGCUUCUACCGACGUUCUAUAACCAAUGGUAAUACUAAUAACCCACCACCUUCUUCUCCUCAAAGAGGAACCAUUUUAGAAAGACCUUAUGAUGACAUAAAUUCAACUUACAAGCUCAAAAAGGAGCUUGGAAGGGGUCAGUUUGGGGUCACCUAUCUUUGCAAGGAGAAGGCCACUGGGAGAAAGUACGCCUGUAAGUCUAUUCCCAGGGGAAAACUUAUCAAAGAGAAGGAGAUUCAGGAUGUUAGAAGGGAAGUCAACAUUUUGCUGCAUCUUAAUGGUCAACCCAAUAUCGUUGAAUUUAAAGGAGUUUAUGAGGAUAAGGAUAAUCUGCAUUUGGUUAUGGAGUUGUGCUCCGGAGGAGAGCUUUUCGAUCGGAUGAUAGCCAAAGGUAGCUAUUCUGAGCGUGAAGCAGCCAAAAUUUUCAAGCAAAUUGUGAAUGUCGUUCAUGUUUGUCAUUUCAUGGGAGUGAUGCAUAGGGACUUGAAGCCUGAGAAUUUCUUACUUGCCAGCAAAGAUGAGAACGCACCUAUUAAGGCCACUGAUUUUGGACUCUCUGUCUUUAUCGAACAAGGAAAAGUGUACUCGGAUGUUGUUGGAAGUGCCUUUUACUUGGCCCCAGAAGUGUUGCAACAGAGUUAUGGAAAGGAGAUAGAUGUGUGGAGUGCUGGAGUCAUUUUAUACAUUCUUCUAAGUGGGUUUCCUCCAUUCGGUGGAGAGACGGAGACAGCAAUUUGUGAUUCAAUUUUAGAAGGCAAUCUUGACUUGAAAAGCUGGCCAUGGCCUGCCAUAUCUGCUUCAGCAAAGGAUCUUAUAGCAAAAAUGUUGGAGAGGGAUCCUAAAAAAAGAAUUACAGCUGCUGAAGCAAUUGAACAUUCAUGGCUGACGGAAGAUGGUGAAGCAUCUGAUAAACCCAUUGACAGUGCUGUUCUAGUUAGGAUGAAGCAGUUCAGGGCAAUGAACAAGAUGAAGAAACUUGCUCUCAAGGUAAUAGCUGAGAACCUUUCAGAAGAAGAAAUCCAUGGCUUGAAACAAAUGUUCAACAACAUGGACACAGAUCAAAGUGGCACAAUCACACUAGAAGAACUGAAAACUGGGCUAUCCAGGCUGGGAUCUAAACUUUCUGAAGCCGAAAUACAGCAGCUGAUGGAAGCUGCUGAUGUUGAUAGAAAUGGGACUGUGGAUUAUGAAGAAUUCAUUACUGCUACCAUGCAUCGCCAUAGACUUGAGAGAGAUGGAAACUUGUACAAGGCUUUCCAAUUCUUCGACAAGGAUGGCAAUGGGUAUGUCACAAGAGAGGAACUAAGACAAGCUAUGACUCAAUAUGAUAUGGGUGACGAAGCUACAAUAGAUGAAAUCCUUGAUGAUGUUGAUACUAACAAAGACGGAAAGAUCACGUUUGAGGAGUUUGUUGCUAUGAUGAAAAGAGGAACAUAGAUUAGAGAAACAAAGUUAAAUUAACGAAGAAGAUGAAUAAGUGACCUGCACCAUGCUUUUUUUUUUUUUCUUUUGUUGCCCAGUUUGGGUGUUGUGUAUUAAGGUGCCGUUGUAGAUUUGCUAUUGCUUCCUAAUAAGUUUCUCUUCACAAAAUAAAAGGUUAUAAAAAUAUUAUUUCAUUA
Molecule: messenger RNA, 1717 nt
Organism: Humulus lupulus (European hop)
Lineage: Eukaryota; Viridiplantae; Streptophyta; Magnoliopsida; Rosales; Cannabaceae
Product: calcium-dependent protein kinase 29-like
Exons: 8
Coding region: 57-1535 (492 amino acids)
Biological process (GO): peptidyl-serine phosphorylation; intracellular signal transduction; protein autophosphorylation
Cellular component (GO): cytoplasm; nucleus
Molecular function (GO): calcium ion binding; calcium-dependent protein serine/threonine kinase activity; calmodulin binding
Source: RefSeq, a predicted model, not a curated record